AGCCGGAAGCGGCGCGGAGGCCAAGGCGCCUCUUCUCCGCCGUCGGGAGCGCCCUCGCCGAGCCCAGCGCCGGGCCAUGGGGGCUGCGCGCCGCCCGCGGCCCGCGCCUGCGGGGCCGCUUCUCCUGCUCUGGCUGCUGAGCCGCCUGAGCCCGGGGAGCGCCUCCCCGCGGCUCCUGGAACACCCGGCGCACGUCUGCUCGCAGCAGGGGCUGAACUGCACAGUGGAGAAUAGCACCUGCCUGCAUGACAGCUGGAUCCACCCUCGGAACCUCACCCCCUCAUCCCCAAAAGACGUCCGGGUCCAGCUACACUUUGCCCAGACCCAGCCUGGAGACCUGUUCCCUGUCAUCCAUAUCGAAUGGACACUGCAAACGGAUGCCAGCAUCCUGUACCUGGAGGGGGCAGAGAUAUCUGUCCUGCAGCUUAACACCAAUGAGCGCUUGUGUGUGGAGUUCAAGUUUCUGUCCAAACUGAAGCAUCAUCACAAGCGGUGGCGUUUUACCUUCAGCUACUUUGUGGUGGAGCCUGGCCAGGAGUAUGAGGUGACAGUUCACCACCUGCCCAAGCCCGUCCCCGACGGAGACCCUAACCACCAGUCCAGGAACUUCCUUGCACCUGACUGUGAGGACCCCAGGAUGAAGGUGGCCACGCCCUGUGUGAACUCAGGCAGCCUGUGGGAUCCCAGCAUCACCGUGGAGAGCCUAGAGGCCCACCAACUGUGGGUGAGCUUCGCCCUGUGGAACACGUCCACCCGGUACCAGAUCCUGCUGCACAGCUUCCCCGACACACGGAACCAGAGCUGCUUCAGGGACGUGCUGGACAUGCCCGCGCCCACACAGGAAGAGUUCCACCAGCGGGCAAACGUCACGCUCACCCUGUCCAACUAUAACUGGUGCUGCCGUCACCGGGUGCAGAUCCAGCCCUUCUUCAGCAGCUGCCUGAACGACUGCCUCAGACAUUCCGUGACUAUUCCCUGCCCAGAAAUUCCAGACUCUCCAGACUCUAUACCCCUGUGGGCGUAUGGGUCCAUCACAGGCGUCUCCAUCCUGCUGGUGGGUUCCGUCAUCCUGCUGACCAUCUGCCUGACCUGGAGGCUGCCUGGGUCUCAUCAUGAGAAAUGUGAUGGUGACAUCAGAUCCUCAGAUGUCCUGCCCACAGCUAGGCUGGCGCCCCCACCCCUGAAGCCCAGGAAGGUCUGGAUUGUCUACUCUGCCGACCACCCCCUCUACGUGGAUGUGGUCCUCAAGUUCGCCCAGUUCCUGCUCACCACCUGUGGCACUGAAGUGGCCCUGGACCUGCUGGAGGAGCAGGUCAUCUCAGAAGUGGGGAUCAUGACCUGGGUGGGCCGCCAGAAGCAGGAAAUGGUGGAGAGCAACUCUAAGAUCAUCAUCCUGUGCUCCCGAGGCACCCAGGCCAAGUGGCAGGCCAUCCUCGGCCAGGAGGAGCCCUCCAUCCAGCUUCGCUGUGACCGCUGGCAGCCGGCCGGAGACCUUUUCACAGCAGCCAUGAACAUGAUCCUGCCCGACUUCAAGAAGCCAGCUUGCUUUGGCACCUACAUUGUCUGCUACUUCAGUGACGUCAGCAGUGGCAGUGACAUCCCUGACCUCUUCAACAUCACUUCCAGGUACCCGCUCAUGGACAGAUUUGAGGAGGUUUACUUCCGGAUCCAGGACCUGGAGAUGUUUGAACCUGGCCGGAUGCACCGUAUCGGGGAGCUCGCAGCAGAGAACUACCUGCAGAGUGCCGGCGGCUUGCAGCUCAAGGCGGCCGUGCAGAGGUUCCGCAAGUGGCAGACCCAGUGCCCCGACUGGUUUGAACGUGAGAACCUUUGCUUGGCAGAUGACCAGGACCUCCCAUCCCUGGGCGAAGAGGUGUUCGAGGAGCCACUGCUGCCCCUGGGAAGAGGGAUCGUCAGGCAGAAGCUUCUGGUGCGGGAACCAGCCUCCACGGGCUGCCUGGCGGUACAUCUGCUCAUCAGUGAAGAAGGGAGAGGCGUGGCAAGGCUGGAGCCUCAGCCUCAGCCCCAGGGGGAGCUUACGGCCCAGGCCCUGCACGCCGUGGCACUCCCCGUGGAGGAAGGCUGUCCAGCGCGGGCAGUGGAGCCCAUCCCCUGCGCCAUCGGGAGCACUGCCAGCCGGGUGGCUGUGGUGGAGGCCAGCGAGGCCCACCCCCUGCUGGAGGGCUGGGGCCCCACGCACAGCAGCACGCUCUUCCUCCCCGCAGACUCAGAUGGCCUGCCUCUCCGGGGCAGCCCCGCUUGCCCACCCAGCCCCCUCCCAGAGGACAUAAGGGAGCAGCUCGGAGGCCCGAUGUUCUCACUCCUCCGGCAGAGUCUGGGAUGUCAGGCCCAGGGGGGCUGGGAAAGCCCCGCGGUGGCCCUCAAAGGCCUGCGUGCGCCCUGCGAGGAGGAGCAGCGGCAGUCGCUGCAGUCUGACCAGGGCUACGUCUCCAGGAGCUCCCCACAGCCCCCCGAUGGGCUCCGGGAGGGAGAGGCAGAUGAGCAGGACCUGGGGCAGGUGACCCCGCGGCUCUCCCCUGAGGACCUGCAGAGUCUGAGGAGCCUCCAGAGGCAGCUUUUCUUCCAAGAGUUUCAGAGGAAUUCUGGCUGGGACAGUGUGGAGUCAGAGAAGCCAGCCUUGUGGAACCUGCUGGACACAGAGCGUUGAGCCAAGGGACUAUGUGUCUGCAAGGUGUACAUGUGUGCAUAUGUGUAUAUGUUCAGUUGUGAAAUACAUACUUUUAAAAUAGAGGCAUCUUGAUUUUGA
Messenger RNA from Manis pentadactyla (Chinese pangolin), 2767 nucleotides. RefSeq names its product interleukin 17 receptor A (gene IL17RA). Gene Ontology annotation, molecular function: interleukin-17 receptor activity. Bases 77 to 2668 code for a protein of 863 amino acids. NCBI's taxonomy places the organism in Eukaryota, Metazoa, Chordata, Mammalia, Pholidota, Manidae. The transcript is spliced from 12 exons. The record is from RefSeq and is a predicted model, not a curated record.